Molecule: messenger RNA, 2254 nt
Organism: Exophiala viscosa
Lineage: Eukaryota; Fungi; Ascomycota; Eurotiomycetes; Chaetothyriales; Herpotrichiellaceae
Exons: 1
Coding region: 141-2006 (621 amino acids)
Cellular component (GO): mitochondrion
Molecular function (GO): GTP binding
Source: RefSeq, a predicted model, not a curated record
GCUUAAGGUAUCAUGCGCUAAUAUCCCGUACUCCAAACAUUUUUCCUCAUUCACCAGAAUCAGUGCCUAUACAAGUUCAUUGCAAUCUUCCAAUCCUCCAAUCUAACCUAUUUCCCUCUGCAUCGCUCCCCUGGCCAUUGAUGCAGGAGUACACCUGCUUUCCUUGCCGACAGAUCUUUCGAUCCCGUCUUCGAGAAAGGCUGGUCCAUCUCCAGAAUGGCCGGCGCAGGUUUUAUGCGUCUUCCUCUCUGUCGAACGGAAAACCACGAUAUGCCGAGUCGUGGUAUUGGGAGACAAAGCCUCCUACACAUCAAGAGCUAGCUGCCGCUUCACACUUUUUCAAGCACCAUCUCCCAUUUCGUCAAUGGACGGGCGAUACUUGGCGACACAAAGAGAAUCAAACCGAAGACCUCUUGGUCCCUGAAGUCAUUCUCCUCGGUCGAUCCAAUGUCGGCAAAUCGUCCAUUAUCAAUGCGCUCACCAGUCAAGACCUCAAUCGCGUGAGUGCCACUCCAGGAGCGACACAGGUCAUGGCAGCUUGGACGUUGGCAGCCAAAUAUCGAGAUGGUGGUGCGGUCCCAGGGUGGGAUGGAGACGUUUCUGCCAAAAUAUCACUUGUCGAUAUGCCAGGAUACGGCUUCGGUAGUCAUGCCGAUUGGAGCAAGUCUAUCAUGGGCUAUUUGGUCGAAAGAAGGAACAUCCGCAGAGCUUUUGUGCUUCUAGACUCCGUCCAUGGAGCGACUGGGGCUGACCGCCAUAUGAUUGAGGUUCUACGGGGGCUGGCGAUCCCAUAUCAGAUCGUUGCCACCAAAUGUGAUCGCCUAGUCGCCUAUAAAGGAUCUCAAGACGAAGUCCGUUCCGCACUGACGACUUUGAGAGCACAGGCGCAAUUGGAAACCCAUUAUGAGUUGGGUUUGGGCGAAAUCAUAAGUGUUGGAUCUAUGCAAGUUGCAUCGAAAGGCCAGAGGGCGUCGAAGGAGCCCACAACGCCGUUCGGGUUGCAGAAUCUUCAAUGGGCGGUGCUCAGGGCUGCAGGCCUCGAUACUUACGCGGUAGACAAGGCAUCGGCGCAUGGGGUCUUGAAAAACGUAACUGCAAACGAGCAACCAACCCUACACAUUGAAGGUCCAACACGAUCUGACACUUCUGUGGUCGUUGAAAGUACAGUCAAAGAAGCAGCUGACAAAGGCGACAACCCCUCCGACCCAUUACUCUUGGAUCUUUCCAUCGAGGACUUCAUGCGCGAGAUUCUCAACUCGUCCACUCCACCAUCAUCAGCCUCAACGGCCAAGAUAAGCAGCCCCAGAACCCCUCGGUCCGCAGCCAAAGUCUACAGCGGCGUCAUGAACAAUUUCCUGGCAUUACCUAACGAUCACGUCGCUCCGAUCCCAAACAAAGCCACGGAAGAUGACCGGACUCGGGCGCAGACUGCGAUAGAUGCAGCCCUCCAAUAUGCUCAGAAGGAGCUCCUUGAUGACCCCAUGAGACUCUGGGACGAGCCAAAACCGACGAAAACGAACGCAGCAUCGAAGGAAGGUCUCCCGAUUAUACCCGAGAUCUCGAAGAAAGCAGAUAGUCUGAAUUUGCGCAGGGAGCGCGAGCGCCAACAUGUCAGCCGACAACCGCCCACUGCUGCAAGUAGACCUACCGUGAAGCGGAUCACGCCAGAUAUGGACGCUCCUGUGACCAAGACCAGGCCAGGACCCUGGCAGCAAACCACGCAAGCACCCACUCGAGCCACACAGAAAGGUGUCACUCACGGUAUAGACGCUUUCGAAGCGCUUUUCGAAGAAGAGCCAAAAGGCAGGACACAACGAAACACCGGAAAAAGCGGAAGAGGGCAACCGCGGGCUACGUCUCAGUCCAAGUCGCGUUCCCAGCCUAAAGCGCCUAGUGCCCAGCCUGCCUUUGCUGGCAAGGGAGUGGUUCAAGGCAUGGAUGCUUUCGAAUCGAUGUUUGACGAAGGGAAUUCAAGCUCGUCUUCCGGCAAAAGGAGGCGUCGAUGAUGAGACGGGCAACCGAGUGGUGCCUGUUGAGUGUUAUAAAAUUCGCCUCACACGGCAUUCCCUCAAGACUUAUCAUAUCAGCUGUUGUAUAUUCUGGAUCUAUCUGUCAUAGCACGCAGACUUGUACCAAUAUGUAUCAACAAUCCCAAAAUGACCACGUAUGUGAAGCAGCAGUGUCAUGGCGUGAGCGUGAAUAUGCAAUGCGUGACUAAGCCGUUAUUCAGGAAAUUCUUGUAAGCACAAUCUCA